CCGAGAGAAGUUUCCAGGCCCGCGUCCCAGGGUUUAUUAAGCGCCGGCUGGUCUGGUGGCCAUAGCAGUGCUGGCAGCGGGCCUGGGAGGACGGUGGCUGGCUGGUCUCGGGAAGGCCGUGCAGACAAGGCCUCUGGGAUUCUGUGGGUCCAGCUAGGGCUCUCGCCUUUGGGGACCCAGAGUGUGUGUGUCUGGGGGUGCCGGGAUCCCGGCUGGCUGAGCAUCUGUGUCUCUGGGUAACGGAUGGUGCAUCUGAGAGCGAGGAAGUGAGCUUGGCAGGCCAGCCCAGCCUCCUCACCUUGCUGUGUGACCUUGGCCAGGGGGCACCCCUCUCUGAGCCCCUGCAGCCCCGCAGCCGCCAUGGCUGACGGACAGAUGCCCUUCUCUUGUCACUACCCCAGCCGCCUGCGCAGGGACCCCUUCCGUGACUCCGGGCUGUCCUCCCGCCUGCUGGAUGACAACUUCGGCAUGGACCCCUUUCCCGACGACCUGACGGCCCCCUGGCCCGACUGGGCGCUGCCUCGGCUCUCCUCCGCCUGGCCCGGCAGCCUGAGGGCGGGCAUGGUGCCCCGGGGUCCCUCGGCCGCAGCCAGGUUUGGGGUCCCCGCAGAAGGCAGGAGCCCCCCACCCUUCCCCGGGGAGCCCUGGAAAGUGUGCGUCAAUGUGCACAGCUUCAAGCCCGAGGAGCUGAUGGUGAAGACCAAGGAUGGCUACGUGGAGGUGUCUGGCAAACAUGAAGAGAAGCAGCACGAAGGGGGCAUUGUUUCCAAGAACUUCACCAAGAAGAUCCAGCUUCCUGCAGAAGUGGAUCCUGUGACAGUCUUUGCCUCGCUUUCCCCUGAAGGCCUGCUGAUCAUCGAAGCUCCCCAGGUCCCCCCUUACUCGCCCUAUGGAGAGAGCAGUUUCAACAACGAGCUUCCUAAAGACAGCCAGGAAGUCACCUGCACCUGAGUCCCCAGCCUUGGCCCAUCCUCGUUCCCUCCCCAACCUCGGGGCUUCUCUGAUUCCAGGGGACAUGACUGUAGUUGAACUCCAUAAAUUUAGUGAUACUGAAAUGCUGGGGUGGGAGGGGGAUGAAAGUGGAUGGAUCAGAGUCCCUGAAUAGUGUAGUGGUAGUUUCUUUUUCCCCCACAUGAUGGCGCAACUGGCAAGCCAUGCUUGGUUGCAUUAAGUCAAGAUGCUGGAAGGUGUUUUUCUUUUUUUUUUUUUUCCUUGAUUUUUUUCUGUUGUCAUGAAAACAUUGCACGUGUUGCAAAACAAGUCAAAGGGGACAUGGCAUUUCACAUUGCAUCUUAACUUGCAGCUCUUGCAAGGGAUAUUUUUCUCUGGGGACCUCCCUGAUCCCCGACCCCGAUUCCUGAUGGAGAAUCUGGGUUUGCAUGCCUACUCCAUAGUUUGGUGGAGGGAGCAUGUUAGCUCACCCUGUUGAGUUUCUAUAGCCCUGACCUUCCCGGGGUUAUCCACAGGUCUCCCAUCUCAUGUGGGAUUAACCCAACUGUCACAUGAAGACAGGCACCUACGUUUCUCUGUUUCUCUAGCAUGUUCCCAACUGCACCUCCUCCCCCCACCCCAGGACUCUGCAAGACCCUCAGUUGAUUCUUUGGCUGAAGCCCUCCCUUUCUUGUGUCCAAGUCAAAAUUUUUACAGAGGGGGCUGUCUCUGCACAGCUCCACCAGGAACCAAGCAAAGGCCAGACAACCUGGCAGGCAGGCUAGCGGUACUGUGUUUAUGGGUGGGACGUGUGUGUGAUUGUUAUUUGAAUUGUGUUGUUGUUUAGGGAGAAAGUAACAGUAAAAUGGAAUAAUAAUAAAGGAGUUGAUAUUCUUAGA
Molecule: messenger RNA, 1829 nt
Organism: Erinaceus europaeus (western European hedgehog)
Lineage: Eukaryota; Metazoa; Chordata; Mammalia; Eulipotyphla; Erinaceidae
Gene: HSPB8
Product: heat shock protein family B (small) member 8
Exons: 3
Coding region: 361-951 (196 amino acids)
Biological process (GO): cellular response to unfolded protein
Cellular component (GO): cytoplasm; protein folding chaperone complex; nucleus
Molecular function (GO): protein homodimerization activity
Source: RefSeq, a predicted model, not a curated record